AUGCUGUCACUAAUGGCAAUUCGCCCGCCUCCGGCGUUAGCCUUUCUAUUUGCAUUUGCCGUCGCAACCCUUAUACCUGCCACCAAAACCCAAGAAGAAGACGAUGUGAAGAUAUGGGCCCUUCUCGUGGCGGGUUCUAAGGGGUACAUCAACUACCGCCACCAGGCAGACGUCUGCCACGCGUACCACAUCCUGAAACAAAAUGGUGUUUUAGAAGAACGCAUUGUGGUUAUGAUGUACGACGACAUCGCGCACAACGAACUGAAUCCAACACCAGGAGUCAUACUCAACUACCCCAACGGACCUAAUGUUUACGCUGGAGUGCCAAAGGACUACACCGGAGACCUGGUUUCAGCGUAUAAUUUUUUGAGCAUCCUGCAAGGAGAGGCAGUUGAGGGGGGUAGCGGAAAGGUAAUAGCAAGCGGUCCGAACGACCACGUGUUCGUCUACUUCGCCGACCAUGGCGGUCCUGGUCUUAUAGCUUUUCCGAACGACAAUCUUCAUGCGACAAGCCUAAACGGGGCUCUGAAGCUGAUGCACCAGCAGAACAAAUUUGCAAAGCUGGUCUUCUACCUCGAGUCUUGUGAGUCCGGCUCUAUGUUCCAGCACCUCUUGCCUGACGACAUCAACGUGUAUGCGACGACGGCGGCAAACGGCGAGGAACCGUCCGCAGCGUGUUACUACGACAAAUUUAGGAACACGUAUUUGGGAGAUGUCUACAGCGUCAACUGGAUGCAUGACACUCGGUGCGGGAUCCCGGGUUAUGAAACGCUCCAGGACCAGUUAGAAAUCGUCAAGUCUGAGACUUACACAAGCCACGUCAUGGAGUAUGGUGACUUGAAGAUGGGGAGAAUGAAGAUUAGCGAGUUCCAAGGCGCAGAAGGUGGCCCUUUUGAAGUUUUGGCCAAGGCACCUCUGGACACAGUUCCCAGCAGAGAUGUGCCCGUUGACAUUGUCCGCCGUAAACUCAUGAAUGCGACGGACCUUCAGGUUGCACUCUCGCUGAAGCAAGACCUGGAUCGGAUGCUGCUACUCCGUACUUUCCUCAAGGGCAAGAUGACGGCGCUUGUGAAGUUUGUGACGCGUGGUGACGCUGAAAAGAGCGAGCUGUUGCUCGAAGCAAAGAUUCCCCUGAGGGACCACAGCUGUUACGAGCAAGCCGUAAGCCACUUCGACGCCAAAUGCUUCGAACUCUCGGCUAACCCACGCUCCCUCGCACACUUGCGCUUGCUUGUAAACAUGUGCGAAGAAAACAUUUCCAUUUAUGACAUUCGCCGAGCGAUGGACUAUAUAUGCACUCAUGAAAGAAUAGUCGGUAUAGUCUAG
This is a messenger RNA of Ixodes scapularis (black-legged tick), 1326 nucleotides long. Its product is annotated as legumain-like. Gene Ontology annotation, biological process: vacuolar protein processing. Gene Ontology annotation, molecular function: cysteine-type endopeptidase activity. The transcript has a single exon. The record is from RefSeq and is a predicted model, not a curated record. NCBI's taxonomy places the organism in Eukaryota, Metazoa, Arthropoda, Arachnida, Ixodida, Ixodidae. The coding region runs from base 1 to 1326 and encodes 441 amino acids.